Molecule: messenger RNA, 1413 nt
Organism: Microthlaspi erraticum
Lineage: Eukaryota; Viridiplantae; Streptophyta; Magnoliopsida; Brassicales; Brassicaceae
Source: the annotation of a GenBank genome assembly
AUGGGAACUGUGCCACUACCUGAUGGUGUGAAUGUGGUCGGUACAAAGUGGAUCUUCAAGAACAAGACAGAUGAUGCUGGAAGCAUUGUACGAAACAAGUCAAGACUUGUUGCGCAAGGUUACUCACAAGUUGAAGGAGUCGACUUUGAUGAAACCUUUGCCCCUGUAGCACGUCUUGAGUCUAUCAGACUGUUUCUAGGGAUGGCAUGCAUAUUGAACUUCAAGAGGAACUGUGGACAAAACUUGUUCACACUUGAGAAGAAGAAUGAGAUGAUGAUGGUGCAGAUCUAUGUAGAUGAUAUCAUCUUUGGAGGAACUUCAGAGAAGCUGGUGGAAAACUUUGUGAAGAGUAUGACUAAGGAGUUCAAGAUGAGCAUGGUGGGAGAAUUGAAGUACUUUCUUGGACUUCAAGUGAAUCAGACUGAGAAAGGAAUCUUUAUUUCUCAAAGCACCUAUGCCAAGAAUCUACUGGUGAAGUUUGGUCUUGACAAAUGCAAGGAGGCAAGAACACCAAUGAGCACCACGACAAAGAUUGGAAAGGAUGAACAAGGAGAAGAUGUUGAUGCCAAACCAAAACAGUCCCAUCUUCAAGCGGUGAAGAAGAUCUUGAGGUAUGUCAAGGGAACUGUCAAUCUGGGGAUCUUCUACUCCAAAGGAUCCAACAGAAAUCUUGCUGGAUAUUGUGACGCCGAUUGGGCAGGAUGUGCAGAUGAUCGGAAAAGUACAAGUGGAGGUUGUUUCUUCCUUGGGAACAAUCUUAUUGCUUGGCUUAGCAAGAAGCAGAAUUCUGUGUCACUAUCUACUGCAGAGGCUGAGUACAUUGCAUUGGGAAGCUGCUGCACACAGCUUAUAUGGAUGAGACAGAUGUCAGCCGAUUAUGGGAUGGAGUCUGGACCCUUCUUGGUCUACUGUGACAACAAAAGCGCCAUUGACAUAUCAAAGAAUCCGGUGCAGCACUCAAGGACUAAGCACAUUGACAUAAGACACCACUUUGUUCGUGAAUUGGUGGAAGAAAAACAGCCGUCAGAUCUACAAGCCAGCAAUCUCCAAGCACUGCCGUCGCCUGACGAAGCGACUGAAGUAGCGACCACUACAUCUCUGGUAGUGACCCCGAUGGUGUUUCUGAACCAGCAGAGCCGGAUGUACAACAGAACGACGCAUCAAUGUCUCUGUCAGAUCCAUAACCAGCCGUUUCACCCUCUCGACGAAGCUCGCGAAACAGAGUCUCUUGAUGAACUUCAACUAGAGCUCAGAGUGUUGAAGAACAGAGUGAUGCAGAUUUUCUCUCGUGCUAAGGAACAAGAGAGUUCUUCAGGAAACAGGUCCCUUCGCAGUUUCACUGACAUAGUUCAGGGUCUGAUCAUCGUCAAUCUGCAAGGGGGAGAAUAUGAUGUAUCAGAGAACGAAAACUAG